Messenger RNA from Myxocyprinus asiaticus (Chinese sucker), 1721 nucleotides. Its product is annotated as aquaporin-7-like. NCBI's taxonomy places the organism in Eukaryota, Metazoa, Chordata, Actinopteri, Cypriniformes, Catostomidae. Gene Ontology annotation, biological process: water transport; glycerol transmembrane transport. The record is from RefSeq and is a predicted model, not a curated record. The transcript is spliced from 6 exons. Gene Ontology annotation, cellular component: plasma membrane; basolateral plasma membrane. Gene Ontology annotation, molecular function: water channel activity; glycerol channel activity; urea transmembrane transporter activity. Bases 173 to 1084 code for a protein of 303 amino acids.
UUACCAGAGGGUACACGCAUGUGCUACAGGGAGGGGCAAGCACUUUAUAUAUAUAGACACUUAACUGAACAGGCUGCAAUGGAGAGGCAGAAAGGAACUCUAUUACAGUCGGAAUUUGAAUUAGUCAAAUUUGCAACAGGAAAACACAAAAUAAACAGCAAGUAACAACAUAAUGGGGGAAGGAAGUAUUCAAGGCAAUAUGGCACCUACAGUGGGAUCCAUUUUGAGGAUUAAAAGUGAAUGCAUCCGAGUGAUUCUGGCAGAGACCCUCUGCACGUUAAUCAUGAUGAUAUUUGGUCUCGGCUCUGUCGCCCAGGUAGUCACAGGAAGUGGGGUAUUUGGAGAGUACCUCAGCAUAAAUGUGGGGUUUGGGCUGGCCGUAGCUAUGGGCGUGCACAUUGGUGGAAAAGUGUCAGGAGCUCAUAUGAAUGCAGCUGUUUCAUUCACAAUGUGUGUGUUUGGCCAUUUGCGCUGGAAAAUGCUCCCAUUAUAUGUCCUUGCCCAGUUUAUGGGUUCCUUCCUUGCCGCUGGGACUAUCUUUUCACUUUACUACGAUGCUAUACAUCAUUACUGUGGGGGCAAUUUUACUGUGUCUGGCCCCAAAGCAACAGCUGGGAUUUUUGCAACAUAUCCAGCCCCUUACAUCUCAAUCUACACUGGAUUCUUCGAUCAGGUUCUGGGCACUGCCAUGCUGCUGCUGUGUCUGAUGGCAUUUGCAGAUCAAAGAAAUCAGCCAGUUGUUCAUGGAGGUGAACCUGUGGGUGUCGGGCUCCUGGUGCUUCUGAUCGGAAUAUCUCUGGGGAGCAACAGUGGCUAUGCCAUCAAUCCCACACGAGACCUGGGGCCAAGAGUCUUUACACUGUUGGCAGGUUGGGGCCCUGAGGUGUUUAGGGCAGGCAAUGGCUGGUGGUGGGUACCUCUGGUGGCACCCUUAUUUGGAGGAGUGAUAGGGGCUUUAAUCUACAAAGCUUUUGUAGAGCUACAUCACCCUGAUCGCAGUGACAUAAAGAAACAAUCCAUAAGGGAUCCUGAAUGUGUUCCUCUGGAUCAGCGCAAGAAUAUCAGUACAGAGAUAUGCAUGUGAGAGUUCAGUCUUCACAGAUCAAGAAUGGAAUAGGGACCAAAGAAGGGAAGUGUCUCUGUCACAGUGCAGUCAGGCUGUUUCCAGACCAAAUAUGAGACAGGCCAAUAUGGAUGAGAAUAUGUGUAUGACAGGCUUCUGGAUGUCUUAUGAAUGGUUCAUUUAAGCCAUAGAGAACCUUGAUCCCUCUGAGCUAUAGAGGAAUAAGCUACUGAAGAAUCUCAGGGCAUCAGUUAAGUGUCCAAAAGAUAAGUUUUGUAAGUAAGAAUCUUUUCCAUACAUUGACAGUUCAAUAGUGACCACAACUGACAAGCUCCAAAAAGACACAACAAAAGUACAAUUAAAGUAUCAUAACCUGUAUUUCUUUACGAUACAUGCGAGAACCAAUGCCAUUUGGCAUUAAUGAUUUUUUUAAAAUAUAAAUGUGGACAAAGAAAUUUCAGAGCUUUGACAUGGGUAAAACAAUUGUUUGGCUUCAGAAGACUUGGAAUAUAGUACAUGAAUCGUAUGGACAACAUUAAUGGUGCAUUUAUGGUGUGUUUGUGAAAGAGCAGUGUGAACAUUAAUCAAAAAUUCUACUUUUGUGUUCCUCCACAGAAAAAAACUGCAUUGAUAUGAGAGUGAAUAAAUAAUGACCAUA